Molecule: messenger RNA, 807 nt
Organism: Acanthosepion pharaonis
Lineage: Eukaryota; Metazoa; Mollusca; Cephalopoda; Sepiida; Sepiidae
Source: the annotation of a GenBank genome assembly
AUGAUUUCAAACCCAUAUCCAUUAAACCAACGGUACAUCAUAUAUCAUUUAUCUCUACCUAACUGUCUGUUAAUAUUUUCUUUCUAUCUAUCUAUCUAUCUAUCUAUCUAUCUAUCUAUCUAUCUAUCUAUCUUUUAUGUCUAUCUAUGCCAAUCUAUCUAUUAUCACCACGCAUACAUCUUAUAUCACCUGCUCUUUCCUAGCGCAUUUUAUAUCUAUCUAUCUAUCUAUCUAUCUAUCUAUCUAUCUAUCUAUCUAUCUAUCUAUUUCACUCUAUCCCUUAUCUCUUUAAACUUUUUCCAAUCUCUCUCUAAUUGUAUUCAUUAUUUCUUUCCCUUUUUCUCUUUAUCUCUCUCUCUUUAUCUAAGUCUGCCAAAAAUAUUUUCUAUCUAUCUAUCUAUCUAUCUAUCUAUCUAUCUAUCUAUCUAUCUAUGGCUAUUGAUAAUUUCUAUCUAUAUUUCUUUCUAUCGAUUUAACUAUCGAAAUCUGUUCCUUUUUUAUCUAUCUAUCUAUCUAUCUAUCUAUCUAUCUAUCUAUCUAUCUAUCUAUCUAUCUAUCUAUAUACAUACAUAUAUGUGUUGUGUCCAUCAUCUUUCUCAAUCUAUUAAUAUGAUCUAUCUAUCUAUCUAUCUAUCUAUCUAUCUAUCUAUCUAUCUAUCUAUGUAUUCUAUCAAUAUUUUUUUUAUCUAUCUAUCUAUCUAUCUAUCUAUCUAUCUAUCUAUCUAUCUAUCUAUCUAUCUCACUCAGUUCAUUAUCUCACUCUCAUUUUCUUUCUCUCUCUUCCUCUCUCUCUCUCUAUCUAUCUAA